AAACCCUAGUUUCUUUUCUGCUGAGUGUGCUCUCGUUUCAUCAGUGGCGAAGUCGAUUCCGGCGAGCACAGCGUCAACGACGGCAAGGGUCAUGCUGCUGAAAUCUUUUUGACCUUUCCAAUAAAGCAUUUGUUUCAACUUGUCCAUGAGAGGAACCUUUGGAAUAAGGGUGCCAAGCCCCUACAUUUCCAAUGCCACCAGAAAAACACUAGUUCCAUUUUCUACAUCUUCCGGUUUUGGUGGUGGUGGUGGUGGUGGUCAUGGUCGUGGUCGUGGAGGCUCCCUCCCUGGUUCGGGGACGUUCAAUUUCAAUGAAAGAGCUCCAGGUAAGCCUAAUUCCAAUGAGUCCAAAUCUGACCCAAAAGAGUCGCCCAUUCCUCGUAGUUCAGGUCAUGGCCAUGGCCGUGGCAAGCCAAUGCCUCCAUUGGGUCUUCCUUCUUUCUCAUCAUUUAUAUCGUCCAUAAAUCAGCCACCUUCUGGUCGUGGCCGACUCACUGCACCUCAACGUGAUUUGCAGCCCCCAGAUUCUGGACCCAAAAAACCCAUUUUCUUCAAAAGAGAGGAUAAUGUUUCUCCAACAACACCAGAUGAUUUUUCACCACCCAAAAGAUCCAUUUUUCCUGGAAGGGAGAGUGCCAUCAACCCAACAUCCAGAUCUGUUGAUCAUGAGCAUGAUAACAAACUUCCAGGCAGUGUACUAGGGGUGUUGUCUGGACUUGGACGGGGAAAGCCCACGAAACAGUCAGAACUGGAAACACGGGUUACAGAAGAGAAUAGGCAUCUCCGCACUCGGCAAGCUCCUGGUGCUGCUGCAUCUGAGACUGUGCCUGAGAGACGGCCAAUACCAAACCGGGAUGAUGCAGUGAAGAAUGCACGGAAAUUUUUGUCACAAGGUUCACAAGGGGAGGAUGCUGGAAGUGAUGCUGGAAGAGGAAGAGGAUUUAGAGAGAGAGGUGGGUUUGGUCGAGGCAGGGGAAGGGGCAGGGGCAGAGGUCGAGGCAUAGGAAGGGGGGGAUUCAGAGGGAGGGAUGUGGAUGAAUUGUCUGGUCGAGCUAUGGAUACAAACGAUUUCUAUGCUACAGGGCUAUAUGUUGGAGAUAAUGAAGAUGGUGAGAAAUUAGCCAAAAAGUUUGGGCCUGAGAUAAUGAAUCAGUUGACUGAAGGAUUUGAGGAGAUGGCUACUAGAGUUUUACCAUCGCCAUUAGAGGAUGAGUACUUGGAUGCUUUAGACAUCAAUUAUGCAAUUGAAUGUGAGCCAGAAUAUUUGGUGGAGUUUGAUAAUCCAGAUAUUGAUGAGAAGGAACCAAUUCCACUUCGGGAUGCACUUGAGAAGAUGAAACCAUUCUUGAUGGCAUAUGAGGGGAUUCAGAGUCAGGAAGAGUGGGAGGAAAUAAUGGAAGAGACAAUGGCCCGGAUUCCAUUGAUGAAAAAGAUUGUUGAUCACUACAGCGGACCAGAUAGGGUAACUGCAAAGAAGCAACAAGAAGAAUUAGAAAGAGUUGCUAAAACUCUUCCUGAAAGUGCACCAUCUUCAGUGAAACAAUUUACUAAUCGUGCUGUUACCUCUCUUCAGAGCAACCCCGGGUGGGGAUUUGACAAGAAAUGCCAUUUCAUGGAUAAGCUGGUUUGGGAGGUGUCUCAGCAUUACAAGUAACUUGCUAUACCUUUCAAGCUUUAAUAUGGUGGGUUUUGGGGUAUACAAUGACCAUUAUUAUUGGAUAGGUUAUCUAGCCUGCUUGCAUUUCAUUUUAAUUUGAAUUUUGAUUUAAAAAACAGCUACAGCUCUUGUAAUAAUAUGAAUGAUAGUUAUCUUAGCGUUUGUUGCUUGCAAUUGUUACUGUUACAUCAGUCGUAUGCUUCGUAAUAAAUGAAUUAUCAUUUUAAUUA
This is a messenger RNA of Cajanus cajan (pigeon pea), 1887 nucleotides long. RefSeq names its product hydroxyproline-rich glycoprotein family protein. The record is from RefSeq and is a predicted model, not a curated record. Lineage: Eukaryota; Viridiplantae; Streptophyta; Magnoliopsida; Fabales; Fabaceae.